AUGGACAACACUGUGGCCCCCCCGCUCUGCUUCCAUGGCGUUAACUUGUCGUGCAGGCGGCAGCUGCGGCCUCACUCUGAGAUCUCCCUCCUCUACACUCUGCUGAGCUGCAUCUCGCUGCUCACCGUCACCCUCAACCUGCUCGUCAUCAUCUCCAUUUCUCACUUCCGGCAGCUCCACACCCCGACCAACGCCCUGCUCCUGUCUAUGGCCGUGUCUGACCUGGUGGUGGGGCUGCUGGUGAUGCCCAUCGAGGGCCUGCGCUACAUGGAGACAUGCUGGCUGCUGGGGAGACUCAUGUGUGCCCUGAUGUCUCUCCUGUCCUACAGUCUGCUCUCUGGCUCUUUGGGCAACAUGGUGCUCAUAUCCAUAGAUCGCUACAUGGCCAUUUGUGACCCACUCCUCUAUUCCUCUAAGAUCACACUGAACAGAGUGAAGACUUCAAUCUGUUUAUGCUGGGCCUGUUCGGUCCUCUACAAUGGUCUGAUCCUGAAAGACCACAUCACGUGGCCCAACAGGUUCAGCUCCUGCCAUGGGGAGUGUGUGGUGGUCAUCAGCCACAUCUCAGGCAUAUUUGACCUCCUCAUCUCUUUUGUCGGGCCCUGCACUAUCAUGGUUGUUCUGUAUGUACGGGUGUUUGUGGUUGCCAUUUCUCAGGUGAGAGCCAUGCGGAGAGUAGCCGUCGCUGUCUCUGCUGCUCCCGCCGUGAAAAGAUCAGAGAGGAAGGCGGCUACGACUCUGGGCGUUGUGAUAGCCGUGUUUCUAAUGUGUUUCUGUCCGUAUUACUACCCCGCCCUCGCAGGUGAGAACACCUCCACCAGCUUGUCUUAUUUCGCUGCACUGACUUGGGUAAUGUUGCUCAACUCCUGUAUGAACCCCCUCAUUUACGCCCUCUUCUAUCCUUGGUUUAGAAAAGCCGUCAAACUCAUUGUCACCCUCCGAAUACUGCACGCUCACUCCCGCAACACCAAGAUCCUGUAAACACAGCUCUAAUCAGCAGCGCAGACACUUUUCUCCCACAUCGCACCUCAUCUACGAAGUGUAAAUUGACCAAAAAAAAAACUGUAUCCAUGACAACUGCAUCCAACCAAAAACAGAACACCUGUUACACACAGAUUAUUAUACAGAACCUUAGUAUAAUAAUCCUUUAGAGUCAUUAAUCUUUUGUUACAGAUCAUUAAGUAAACAUGUUUCCUUCACUCCUCCAUGCUACCUACUGUGUAUAAUGAUAAUUGCUCUAAUUUUAUUGACGUUAUGGAUGAGUUAGUGAUGUUUUUGGGCAAAUAAAUUAGCUCUUUUUUUACAGCCUUUUACUUAAGAUUUAUUCAAUAAAUCAUUCAUCUCUCUCUCUC
Molecule: messenger RNA, 1352 nt
Organism: Solea senegalensis (Senegalese sole)
Lineage: Eukaryota; Metazoa; Chordata; Actinopteri; Pleuronectiformes; Soleidae
Product: trace amine-associated receptor 13c-like
Exons: 1
Coding region: 1-981 (326 amino acids)
Biological process (GO): G protein-coupled receptor signaling pathway
Cellular component (GO): membrane
Molecular function (GO): trace-amine receptor activity
Source: RefSeq, a predicted model, not a curated record